Leptopilina heterotoma is the source of this 3160-nucleotide messenger RNA. RefSeq names its product phosphatidylinositol 3-kinase catalytic subunit type 3 (gene Pi3K59F). Lineage: Eukaryota; Metazoa; Arthropoda; Insecta; Hymenoptera; Figitidae. The transcript is spliced from 11 exons. Gene Ontology annotation, cellular component: endosome; phosphatidylinositol 3-kinase complex, class III, type I; phagophore assembly site. Gene Ontology annotation, molecular function: 1-phosphatidylinositol-3-kinase activity. The record is from RefSeq and is a predicted model, not a curated record. The coding region runs from base 308 to 2953 and encodes 881 amino acids. Gene Ontology annotation, biological process: autophagy of peroxisome; endocytosis; phosphatidylinositol-mediated signaling.
UUCGUGACGUAGAUGACUGCCCUUAUCAGCCCUUAUGCUGGGCUAGCAUCAUCAUAACAAUCAUAACAAUCAACUUUUUAACCUUCAAAAAUAUUAAAAAUAUUUCUUUAAAUCUGUCUUAAUUUUUCAAAUAAAUACACUCAUUUCCCAGCAAUAUGUGACGUAGUGAGAUUGGGACGUAAAAUGUAUUCAAAACAAAUGUAUUCACAAAAUAAUUAAGAACUCGAGUUUAAUUAUCUUUUUGUGGUGAUAAAAUAGAUAUGCUUGCAGUUGAAAUUUGCCAGAAUCAUUUAUUAGGAGGCGAACAAUGGAAGACGUGAACGAUAAAUUCUUUUACGUAUACAGUUCAUCUCUCGAGACAAGAAUACAAAUAAAAAUAGGAACACUCGAGGGAAAGAGGCAACGACCCGAAUAUGACAAAUUAUUGCAAGAUCCAAUGCUAAAAUAUUCAGGUUUAUAUGGAGCAAGCGGUGGUAAAGGUGAUUUAGCAGCCUCAUUACAAGUUUGGGCUGGCGGAAGAGCUCUCGCCUUACCUGUUCACACGGCCUAUAAACAUUUUACAUCUCGAUGGAAUUGGAACCAGUGGGUGACAUUGCCAAUAUCAUAUUCAGAUUUACCGCGAGACGCUCAAUUAUGUAUAACAUUGUAUGAUUGCGCUGGUCCAGGUCAACAAAUACCAGUUGGUGGAACGACAAUUUCUCUGUUCGGUAAACAUGGAGUUUUUCGUCAGGGCAUGUUGGAUUUAAAAGUUUGGCCUGGAAUUGAGGCGAAUGGUUGCGAUUUAACGGCAACGCCUGGCAAAGCUCGUGAUCAUGGUAAAGAGCAAAUGCAACGUUUAGCGAAACUCGCCAAGAAACAUCGCAAUGGACAAAUGAGUAAAAUCGAUUGGCUCGAUCGUUUAACAUUCCGUGAAAUUGAAUUGAUAAAUGAACGCGAAAAACGCGCCUCCGAAUAUUUAUAUCUAAUGGUCGAAUUUCCCGAAGUUACGAUGGAUGGUGUUACGUAUUCAAUUGUCUAUUAUGAGAAAGAUGGUGAUGAAGUGGUUCAACAUAGAUCGCAACCAGACGUCGUUACAUUGCCAGAUUAUGAAAUAUUACAAGAAAAUCUGGUGGAGGCAAAACAUCAUAAAUUGGCACGCAGUUUGCGUAGUGGUGGGAAUACGAGAGAAUUAAAACCAACGUCAAAUGUGCGCGAUGCAUUGAACACAAUAUUAUCUUAUCCGCCGACAAAGACACUAUCAACGGAGGAACAAGAUUUAAUAUGGAAAUUUCGUUUUUAUUUGUCGACGCAAAAGAAGGCAUUGACAAAAUUUGUGAAAUGUGUAAAUUGGAAAGUCGCUGGCGAGGAACGUCAGGCACUGGAGAUGCUUUCAUUGUGGGCGCCACCAGAUCCAGAGGAUGCUUUGGAACUUCUUGGACCAGCUUUUACCUAUCCCGCUGUCAGAAGAUACGCGAUAGGUCGAUUAAAUCAUGCACCCGACGAUGAUCUUAUGCUCUAUUUACUUCAACUAGUGCAGGCAUUGAAAUACGAGGAUUUCGAGAGUAUUAAGGCCGCAAGUGAGAAUCUAGUUACAGACAAGGACAUUGAGAAGAAUGAGAAAUUCGACAAAGAUCAGACAUCGUCUCACACGACACAAAUAACGACAUCGACAGAAUCGCAGUUGUCAUCGAAUCAGGAGCAGCCAAUGGAUUUGGCAUCAUUUCUGAUAACUCGAGCCUGCCAAAAUUCAAUGUUGGCAAAUUAUUUCUACUGGUAUUUGUCGAUAGAAUGUGAGGAGCAACCAGAUCCGGCAAUAACUGUCAAACAGGAUACGCGUGUUCGCGAAAUGUAUUUAACAGUAAUGACAAUGUUCUCGAAUGCACUUGCAAGGGGAAAUGCAAUUUGGCAAAAGCGACGGGCAUUUUUGAAGCGGCAAAAAAUUUUCAUCGAUCAAUUGGUAUCGCUUGUUAAGAAUGUUGCACGCGAGAGUGGUAAUCGUAAGCGUAAGACCGAUCGACUCAAGGCACUACUCGCCGAUCCCGAUCCGGCUUUUAAGAUUAAUUUCUCCAAUUUCGAACCAAUUCCAUUUCCAUUGGAUCCGGAGAUUUGUAUAAAAGGAAUUAUUCCGGAAAAGGCAAGUCUUUUUAAAUCGGCCCUAAUGCCGUCGAAAUUAACUUUCCUCACGACGGAUAACAGCGAAUAUAUUGCAAUUUUCAAGCACGGAGACGAUCUACGACAGGAUCAACUUAUUUUGCAAACAAUAGCCUUAAUGGAUAAACUGUUGAGAAGAGAGAAUUUAGACUUGAAACUAACUCCGUACAGAGUUUUAGCGACGAGCACAAGACAUGGAUUCGUGCAAUUCAUUGAGUCGACGACUGUCGCUGAAGUAUUGGCAAGUGAGGGUUCGAUAUUGAGCUUCUUUAGAAAACAUCAUCCCUCUGAAACUGGGCCUUAUGGAGUUGCUUCUGAAGUAAUGGACACAUAUGUGAGAAGCUGUGCUGGAUAUUGUAUAAUAACGUACGUGUUGGGAGUCGGUGAUAGGCACUUGGACAAUUUACUUCUAACAACUUCAGGUAAACUAUUCCACAUUGACUUCGGCUAUAUUUUAGGCAGAGAUCCAAAACCAUUUCCCCCGCCAAUGAAAUUAAGUAAAGAAAUGGUUGAGGCAAUGGGUGGCGUUAAUUCCGAUCAUUACAGUGAAUUUCGAAAACAAUGUUACACUGCAUUUUUACAUUUACGAAGACACGCGAAUCUUAUAUUGAACUUAUUUUCCUUGAUGGUCGAUGCAAGUGUACCGGAUAUUGCCUUAGAACCCGAUAAAGCCGUGAAGAAAGUUCAAGACAAAUUGAGACUUGAUCUUAGCGAUGAGGAAGCUGUACAUUAUGUACAAAAUCAACUGGAAUUUUCCGUCACUGCCGUUAUGGCAGCGCUUGUUGAACAAUUCCACAAGUUUGCACAAUACUGGCGUAAAUAAAAACAGCAAAAGAAAAAGAAAUCAAAAAGACAUUUUUUCUUCUUCUUUUUAAAGUUAUUGUUAAUAAAUUUCGUGCGAAUCGAAUUUUUUAUACUAACCAUUAUAAAUAAUGCAAGUGAGCGCAUGAAAAAAAGAACAAUUGUAAAUAGUGUAAUUUAUUGUUUAUAAAAAAAUUGUUUUCAAUAAAAUGUUUCGUAAAAAAGAAAA